This is a messenger RNA of Aspergillus bombycis, 996 nucleotides long. Its product is annotated as DUF3716 domain-containing protein. The record is from RefSeq and is a predicted model, not a curated record. The transcript has 3 exons. Bases 1 to 996 code for a protein of 331 amino acids. Lineage: Eukaryota; Fungi; Ascomycota; Eurotiomycetes; Eurotiales; Aspergillaceae.
AUGAACCCCGAGCCGAUGGACACUGAGCCCAAGAGCAAGCCGGAGCCUGACCCCAGAGACGCGCCUUCAUCAAACAUAUCGACACCACGACCGGAACAGCGCGCAGCCUCGACUCCAACCAGAAAGGCAAAGCGCUCCAAGCAAGCACACAAACCCGCUGUGUCGGGAUCAGAAUCUCAUGAUCUCCCCGACGCAGGACCGAACCCCAACCCCGCAAUCGAAUACUACACAAAUCUCCCCGUCCAGCGAACCCUAGACUGGCAGACGGACAACAACAACCGCCCCGUGAUACGAGAGCUCACGAAUAACCUGUCGCGCCUGGCAGCGUUCGUUCAAACCCGCGGUACUGAAGCCCCCGAGCCCUGUUCGUUCUGCAGAGAGCAUCUUGGCGUGUGGAAGUCCUGUAUCAUAGGCUCUGAUACUACGGCCGACACGAAGAUUCAUGGGUCUUGCGCGAAUUGUCGCUUUAGUAGACGUUACACUUGUGCUCAUCGUAUUAACUGUGAGAGUUCUGAAGAUAUCGGCAGCUCGUCUGUUCCUAGAGAGGAGACUGAUCCGUCGUCUGAACCUGUCGCCAGCCAGGAAGUUCACAUCGCACGUCCCGUGUCGGAUGAAGAGGCCGAGCGGUUUCUCUUGCUUCUGCAGCCUAGCUCAUCUCAGGGCCAAAGUGGUCCCAGUAUCCAAGGGCCGUCUAAUGUACAAGGGUCUGGGCAUUCAAAGUCAGUUACAUGGACGAAGGGCCCAGAGCCUGGAAGUACUAUGACUCGUAUUACCGCAGCUUCUUCAGAGGAUGGCAGAGUGAAGUGUAGACAUGAUGGCAAAGCGAUACCCUUCCCCCUUAGACCCGAGGCCUUUCACAACCUCCCGUUGCUCAGACAAGCCCUCCUUGAUAUGACGCAGCACUAUGAUGUGAUAAGACGGCGAAUCGAGCAGAUUGAGGGUACGGAGCCACAUCGAAGCACGGUCAAUCCCUGGGAUCUUGUUAAGGGUGGGUGA